AUGACACAUUCAAUCUUCACAUCUAUGACACAAGCUGUCAAGCUGGCAAUGAGAUUCUUCAUUGAUCUGGCAGGGGGUGGAAAAACACUUUUCAAUGGGAAUGACACCCUCACUAGAGGAGGUGCAAACAAUGCAACCUGUUUAUAUGACGCCGGGUUGAUGAAUCGCGAUUUGAUUGAAAAAGGGAAAAUCAUGAUGAAACAUGUUGGUUCUACAGUGAACAUAGCUGAUGGGCUCACCAAGUCACUGGCGAAGCCUGCAUUUGAAGAAUUUGUCAAGAGGGUUGGCAUUCAGGAAAUUGAGAAGAAGGAAUGA
This is a messenger RNA of Blastomyces dermatitidis ER-3, 315 nucleotides long. RefSeq lists its product as uncharacterized. NCBI's taxonomy places the organism in Eukaryota, Fungi, Ascomycota, Eurotiomycetes, Onygenales, Ajellomycetaceae. The transcript has 2 exons. The coding region runs from base 1 to 315 and encodes 104 amino acids. The record is from RefSeq and is a predicted model, not a curated record.